Molecule: messenger RNA, 1284 nt
Organism: Dipodomys spectabilis (banner-tailed kangaroo rat)
Lineage: Eukaryota; Metazoa; Chordata; Mammalia; Rodentia; Heteromyidae
Gene: Tmigd1
Product: transmembrane and immunoglobulin domain containing 1
Exons: 6
Coding region: 90-878 (262 amino acids)
Source: RefSeq, a predicted model, not a curated record
GCAAGUUCAUAAACUUAUUGGAGACCAAAGUACAGAUCCAAUUGCAUUCUUCUCUCCCAGCAGCUCCAUCACCCUUGGAUCCUUUAACAAUGUCAUGGAAGAGCAGCUAUCUACUGCAAGUGUGCAGGCUUCUGCUUUUAGUGAUCUUAUUUUUGCCAUGUGAAGUGACAAGUUCUGUUCUAACUGUGAAUGGUAAAACAGAGAACUCUAUUCUGGACAUUCAACGUGGCCUCCAGGCAUCUCUGGAAUGUGCUGUUCGAAAUCACACCAGGGAUGAAGAAUUGCUGUGGUUCCGAGAAAAUGGGAGAGUAGAUUUGAAACCUGGAAACAAUAUCAACAUCAGCUCCGUCUGUGUCUCUCCCAUUAGUGAAAAGGACAACGGAGUCAACUUUACCUGCAAGCUGCAGAGGAAUCAGACCAUGUCUGUCUCAGUGGUGCUGAAUGUCACUUUUCCUCCUCUCCUGAGUGGAAACAACUUUCAAACAGUUGAGGAAGGCAAAGAUGUCAAGUUGGUUUGCGAGGUGAAAUCUAAUCCUCAGGCUCAAAUGAUGUGGUACAAAAACAAUAAUGUCCUGACUUUAGAGGACAAUCGUCACCAAAUCCAACAGACAAGUGAGUCUUUCCAGCUGUCCAUCACCAAAGUCAAGAAAUCAGACAAUGGAACCUACAACUGUGUUGCAAAUUCAUCCAUGAAAAUGGAGACCCUGGACUUUCACCUGGUUGUUGAAGAUAAAAGAGUGGCCUUUCCAGCAGAACCCAUUAUUGCUGCAUGUGUGGUGGUCUUUCUGACAUUGUGCUUUGCAGUACUUGCUAGAAGGAAAAAAAUAAUGAAGCUCUGCAUAAAGAAGAGAGACCCUCACACAGACACAGCUUUAUGAGAAAGCUGGGAUGCCAGCUAAUCUAACAAGAGUUUUGGAGCAGGACAGCUUCAAUUUAUGUAGUCCCAUCUGUAUUUAUUGCUAUUAUUACAUUCUUCCUCCUCCCCCACCCCUGUUAAAUUGUCAGAGCUUGUAAAGAAAUGCUUCUUUAAUCACCAAGCAGUAGUUCUUAUGACUCAUUUGAUAUGCUUAUGGAACCAUUUUAGAGACGGAGUUGUUUAGAACAAAAGUGAGAUUUUUGUUAAAUCUUCUUCUAGACGUAUAGGUUAGUUAAUUGACAUUUGUUCCAAAUAGAUUGGUAACCAUUUGUUAUUUGAUUUUUUUUUUCCUCCCUGAGAAAGAGAUUAGCAGACAUUUGGGUCUCAUAAAUCAAUGUGUUAAAUGAAUGAAUGAAAAAAUAAAUAAA